AUGAUUUCCUUGUACCACUUGUCGUGGCUCGGCUUGAUGGCAUUUGUUCUGCAUUAUGUUGCUGGGGUCUUGUCAAACCGUCAACGUAAACAGGGCGCCAAGGUGCCGCCUGGGCCAAAAGGAUGGCCAUUUCUUGGAAGCGCGCCGACACUAGCUGCCGUCGAUGUUAAUGGUAUUAUCGGCAUCUUUAAAAAGUGGGCAGAGCAACAUGGCUCCAUAACUCAGUUCAGCGCCAUGGGGGACAAGCAAGUAAUUCUUACUGAAGAGAAGGAUGCAAGAGAGUUAUUUGUUAAGCGGGGAACGAAGUAUUCCGAUCGUGGAGCCCCCCAUGCUGUGGAAUAUAUUUCCAUGAAACAGAAUCCUGGUUUCAGGCCUAAAGACGAUGGAUGGCGUCGCCAAAGAAGCAUGAUACAAAGCGCUAUCAACAUCACCUCCAUCAAUAAAUAUCAGAGCCUUAUGGACGAUGAAGCGACUUUCACCUUGAGCGCACUUCUACAAUCACCGGAUUCAUUUCAUGGAGAGUUCUUGCGAUACUCCUACUCUGUGUUGACGUCCUCGUUGCUCGGCUUUUCAGUCCGCAGUCCAUCUGACCCUUUUAUCGACCACAACGAAACAUUCACCGCUGAACUCAUGAACUCAUUCCGCCCUGACUGCUUCCCUUCCAAUGUGUUCCCGUUGCUAAGGAAGAUGCCGAUGUGGCUUAUGCCAAGCUUGAGAACUAUGGAAAGGCUUAGGAAAGAGUAUGUAAGCGAGAUGUGGGCUUUCAGAAGCAAGAUUGAGAAGCUUGUCAAGGACGGCUCAGCGACAGAGUCCAUCUAUAAGCGCUUCCUUCUCAACCGAAGCGAGUAUAGCGUCACCGACGAAGAGUCAGUUCAUACUUUCCAGGCUAUGAUUGACGGUGGAACUCGCUCUCCCCACAACAACCUACUUACCUUCUUAUUCCUCAUGAUGGAGUUCCCUGAAUGGCAGAAGAAGCUCCAAGGGGAGGUUGACAAGAUCGUUGGCAAGGAUCGAAUGCCGAGUUAUACGGACAUUCCCAGUUUGCCCACUGUGAGAGCUAUUGUGAAAGAGACUGUCCGAUACAGAAGUAUUGUUGCCGAAAUGGGCAUUGGACAUUGCUUGCAAGAGGACGACAUCUACGAUGGCUACUUCUUUGAGAAAGGAACCGUAUUCAACGCAAUAUUCGCGUCUAUUCUCAUGGACAAAGAUAUCUAUCCAGAUGGCAAAACUUUCAAUCCUGCCCGCUGGCUUGAGCCUAGUUACCCGACCUACAAGGAACCCCUAACCACGUAUCCGAAUUGUCAAGGAUUUCCAGCAUUCGGUUAUGGUAGGCGCGCAUGCCCAGGUGUUGACUUUGCAGAGAGAACAUUAGUCAUCAUGUUUGCAAAGCUGGGAUGGACGCUGAAUAUUGGAUGGCCGACGGAUGAGGACGGUAACGAACUUCGGGAGGAAUUACAGUAUGAACCAGUUCCAGCCCCGAGACCAUUGAAGUUUGGUUGCAAGCUUGAGGCUCGAGACGCAUAUCGAACCAAGAUAGUUGAGGAGGCAGCCGGGCAUUUAAAUCUACGAUGA
Molecule: messenger RNA, 1572 nt
Organism: Penicillium canescens
Lineage: Eukaryota; Fungi; Ascomycota; Eurotiomycetes; Eurotiales; Aspergillaceae
Gene: psoD
Product: cytochrome P450 monooxygenase psoD
Exons: 4
Coding region: 1-1572 (523 amino acids)
Molecular function (GO): iron ion binding; monooxygenase activity; heme binding
Source: RefSeq, a predicted model, not a curated record